Helobdella robusta is the source of this 1398-nucleotide messenger RNA. RefSeq lists its product as hypothetical. The record is from RefSeq and is a predicted model, not a curated record. NCBI's taxonomy places the organism in Eukaryota, Metazoa, Annelida, Clitellata, Rhynchobdellida, Glossiphoniidae. Gene Ontology annotation, molecular function: identical protein binding; potassium channel activity. Gene Ontology annotation, cellular component: membrane. The transcript is spliced from 5 exons. Gene Ontology annotation, biological process: potassium ion transmembrane transport. The coding region runs from base 297 to 1166 and encodes 289 amino acids.
AUUGCAAUUAUAACACACAACAAGAAGUGAAGCAACAAUGCAAUAAAUAAGUUAGCCUCAUUAUGAUAACAAAUGUUUUUGAGUAAUAUUGUAAUGUAUGGUGUUCAAAAUAAAAUUUUUAUAAACAAAAUGAAACAUAAUAUGAGUUAAAAAUAAUGUUAUCAUUGUAAAAUACUAUUUCGCUUAUAAGUUAUAAGGCAAUUAUUUCGUUAUUUUCAUUGAAUUUGUAGAUCGGAUAACAUAGCGUAACUUACUUGGGAUACCAGCAUUCUAACUCAUACAACUUUAUCAUAAUAAUGGAUGACGAGACGUAUGAACAUGUUUUGGAAGUGGCUGGCUCGAUUAAGCGGCUCAAAAUGUUUCCAUAUUUCGAAGUAGCUCACUACAUCCUCAUGUGCAUACUAGUCAGAGAUGAUUCUUAUUCCUCACAAAUCGCCGGUCCCAAAGGUUUCCACAGGAACCAUCCGCUAGCAUGUUGGGUGGGAAGCAUGAUGCUCUGUUUUGCUGGUAGCUUUGUCGGGAACUUCCUACUGGGAGAACCUUUAUUAUUAACAUUUAAUAACGAGAUCAACAUCAUCGUUGCUUCCGUAGUGUGGUACCUAAUAAACUACAGCCCCUUCGAUUUCGCCUACCAAAUAGCAAAAUUUGUGCCCGUGAGAAUGUUGCUGAUGAUGAUGCAGGAGAUGAUGAGGCUGAAUAAAAUUUACGACGGCACCAACUUCGCUAUGAAGAACUUCUCUGGAGCUUUCAUUUUUGUCUGCCUCUUCGGCUCCCUCAAGGGAUCAGCCACGUUACACAUUCGCAUAAUCCAACGCCUGGUGUGUGGAAUAUGGUCGCCUUCAUCCAUCGAAUUGCUCAAACCAUCAGCAGUUGCUAAAUCGAGUUUAGUAGCGGGAAUAUGUUUCACGUUGUACCAUAGAAAGUUGAUCGAUCUCCCUGAACCACUCGUCUACAUCGGCCUCAUCUUUUUUCUCUGGUUCGUCAGGUUUUUCUGGGCGAUUUUUGGAGUGGAUGUGUUCAAGUUGUUUGAAAAUAUCAUCUGCUUCAUAUUCUUUGGUGGCCUGUUGGACUGGGUGGAGAGGAAGAGGUACGAGAGGAUGAUGAGCAAGGCGGAGAAAGAUGCAGCACUCAACGGGAUCGUUAACCAACAGAAAAAGAUUAAAUGACCAGAUGUGCGUGUGUGUGUCUGUGUGUUUGAUAUUUUUAUUAUUUUUCUUGAUCUCUUAUUUUCAUUUACUCAGUUAAUGUGUUAAAGAUACGUUUAAUAAAUCGGUGACAUUAAAAUUUAUCAAUUGCUUAUUUAGGCAAGCAAGCUCAUCUACUAAAAUUAAAAAUUUUCUCCCCCUCAAUUUCAAUUCUGAAAUGUUUUGUUGAAGAAAGUCAAUUAAUUUUAUAAAA